Molecule: messenger RNA, 5086 nt
Organism: Pieris brassicae (large cabbage white)
Lineage: Eukaryota; Metazoa; Arthropoda; Insecta; Lepidoptera; Pieridae
Gene: Mctp
Product: multiple C2 and transmembrane domain-containing protein
Exons: 21
Coding region: 246-2864 (872 amino acids)
Biological process (GO): regulation of neurotransmitter secretion
Cellular component (GO): synaptic vesicle membrane
Molecular function (GO): calcium ion binding
Source: RefSeq, a predicted model, not a curated record
UCGCAGCGGAAUCUCAAAAAUUGAAUUAAUUAUAUCUGUGUCUGUUUUAUAAUAAAAUAUUUUUUUCAAACGGAGUAGCUUCGAGUCAUAAUUUGUGCUUAUAAUGCCGUGAAUUGUCGUAUGUUAGUGGUGUAUAUUUCGAGCUAAUGUGGACUGCAUAUUUAUGGCGAUGUCGCCAUAUACAAGAACAUCCAAGCACCAUCUAACACCAUGCAUGUCUUAUAGUCAUCAACCUCAAUGACGCUAUGUCGAGUAAAAAGCAUUCGCCACAACCAAAACGCUCUGAAGGGCUCAGCGGACGCUUGUCUAAGUCAGCUUCAGAGCUGUCAUGUUCCGCUCCAGUUCAUGCUUCUCCGCCACGCGCCCGCUCUGCUCAUCAUCAUACACCACUCUCUGUUGUACAUAGGACUCAUCAUUUCUUUAGUAAUUUGAAGAAUCGUUGGCAACGCAGUAAAAGCCGUGAAAGAUGUCCAGCUGGUACAGUACUAUCCGUAGCACCAGGUGCUGACAGCAGUGGCACGGACUAUGAACACAGUUCCGAACCUACUCCCGCUAACUCACCAUUGCAUAGGAUAAGGAAAGAUCAAUCGUUGAAUCGGCAAGCAUCUACCGAUCCUGUGGCUUCUACAUCUGCAACACCUCUACAUUCAGCGAGGCCGCCAGUGGAACUACUUCAGCUGGAACCAGACGAAGGCCAGCGCCUAAGAGAACAGCAGUUACGACAAUACGCAUUCUUUCAGCUCAGGAUACAUCUAAAACGAGGACAAAACCUUAUAGCUAUGGACAAAAAUGGUUUGUUGUCAGGCACAAGUGACCCCUACGUCAAAUUCAAAGCGGGAGGGAGGCUGCUUCACAAGUCAAGAAUUGUUUACCGGGAUCUGAACCCAGUGUGGGACGAAUGCUUCACGGUCCCUAUUGAAGAUCCAUUCCAACCUGUUCAGUUGAAGGUCUUCGACUAUGACUGGGGCUUACAAGAUGACUUUAUGGGCUCCUGUUAUCUAGAUUUAACCGCUCUGGAGCUUGGAAGAUCACAAGACUUGGUACUGUGUUUGCGAGACCCCAACAAGCUCAACCAGGAUAUGGGGGAGAUCGUGAUGAAUGUCACCUUGUACCCUAAGUCACAAGAGGACAAAGAUCAGUAUCUUUUGAAAAAUACACGUCUAAGUGACGUGAACAAAAGAUUGAAAGCGCAAAUAUGGAGUUCUGUGGUCACCAUUGUCCUAGUGGAAGCCAAGAAUCUUCCCGCGAUGGACAUAGAAACGAGAUCCAGUGAUCCUUACUGCAAGUUUAGGUUAGGUAACGAAAAAUACAAGAGUAAAGUGGUCUGGAAAUCGUUACAUCCCUCGUGGCUGGAGCAAUUCGACCUGCACCUUUAUGACGACCAAGAGCAAAUAUUGGAGGUGACGGUUUGGGAUAAGGACAAACAGACGAAAGACGAUUUUUUGGGGCGAUGUACAAUAGACUUAUCAAAGUUAGAAAGGGAGAAAACGCACAAUAUACGAAAGGACUUGGAAGAUGGAAAUGGACAGAUUUUUCUUCUUCUUACCAUAAGUGGCACUACUCAAUCCGAGACCAUUACAGACUUAGCGACGUACAAAGAGAAUCCUAGAGAUAUUUUAAAUAUUGAAAAAAGAUAUGCGUGGUUCCGACUUAAUGAGCAUUCUAGCGGUGUUGGAUGGCUCUGCGUUAAAGUCUACGGGGCAAAGGGUCUGGCUGCAGCAGAUUUAGGAGGUAAAUCUGACCCAUUCUGUGUUGUAGAACUCGGCAAUGCCAGACUGCAAACCCACACAGAAUAUAAGACUUUGACCCCGAAUUGGAUGAAGAUCUUUACAUUUACAGUCAAGGACAUGAGUUCGAUUUUAGAAAUAACGGUUUACGAUGAAGACCAUGACCACAAAGUCGAGUUUUUGGGUAAACUGGCAAUACCAGUAUUAAACAUACGAAAUGGGGAGAAACGAUGGUUCGCGUUGAAAGACAAGAAAAUGCGGGGGAGAGCGAAGGGAAAUUAUCCACAAAUACUGUUAGAGAUGUCAGUGAUAUGGAAUCCGUUAAAAGCAGCCAUUAGAGUCGUAAAUCCAAAAGAGCCUAAAUACAUGCACCAAGAAGCAAAAUUCAAACGACAAUUAUUUAUAAGAAACGUAAUGCGGCUCAAAGCUAUUAUAAUGUGGUUUAUUGAAAUUGGAAAAAUAUUGCAAGACUGUUUUGAAUGGGAAUCGCGAAUUUGCUCUUUCAUUGGCCUUCUAGCGUGGCUCGCCUUUUGCUACUAUUACGAAAUGUGGAUGGUACCAUUGUUUCUACUCAUAUUCUUCGCGAGGAACUGGCUGAUAUACCGAUUAACAGAACAUAUAAAAUCCUACAAAAAUCCUUGGGCGUGUUUUAAACGAUUCGUUUCUGGUAGUGGAAAUCCUCUUCUCGCUCCAGUAGAUGACGAUGAUUUAUUGGCUGAAGAAGACGAUGAGGAGGAAGUUGAUAAGGAAGAAAAAAAAUCGUUAAAAGAGCGUCUUCAAGCUAUCCAAGAAGUAACGCAAACUGUACAGAAUGCUAUUGGUUAUGUGGCUUCCUUAGGAGAGGCUGUUAAAAACCUAACGAAUUUCACGGUACCCUAUCUAAGUUAUUUAGCGGUAAUAAUGCUGGCUGCAGCGAUGUUGGUGCUAUAUAUGAUACCAUUGAGAUAUUUACUUAUGGCUUGGGGCAUAAACAAAUUUACGAGAAAAAUCUUACGACCUCACACAAUACCGAACAAUGAAGUUUUAGAUUUAUUAUCUAGAGUACCGGAUGAUGAAAUAUUAUUAGACGUACGAGAAUUAAAACCGCAUCCGACCAGCGAACGCCGGGACGCGAGAAAAAAGCACAAAGCUUCGUAACAUUCAUUGAAAGUUCGUGAAAGAAUCAAGAACUAUAUCGGAUCAGAAUAGACUAAUAUCGAAUCAUUAUAUAUAACCUUACGUUGAAAGCAUUCAGUAAGCAUAUAGUUGGAAAUGUGAAAAGAAUAUAGUAUAUUAUAUCUGACAACAUUGCGAAAUGGUAAGAUUUCAGGUUUGAUCUCUGGGCUCAAUCAUUUAGGUUGCAUGUGAAUUUGGAUUAUUUUGAUAUGAAUCCAAGUUUUCAUACGUUUAUUUGUAAUAUUAUGGUAUGAAAUGUAAAGAACCCCUGAAAAAGUAAUUAACUAUAUAACUAAUAAUUAUUUACAACCCUUCGUGGCGUUGUUAUGUGAUUCCUGUAACACAGAAGAGUGAUUUCAUGCUUACUUCUAAACAACAAUAUUCCAUUAUGGUUACAUAACAUCAUAAAAUUAAAUUUCCAACAAAAAAACAACAUUUUUUCUCAAUUCUAUUAAUAUCCAAAUUAAUGUAUACAUUGUCAAUAGACAGUAGAAUUAUUUUAUAAAAUAGUAAGAGUACCUGUUUGAAACGUCCAGAAUGUAUAAAAAUAUUCAGUGGGAUGGCAUAGACAUAAAAAUCGACUGAUAAAAUUAUUAGGCACAUAGAAAUAAUUUUGCAUUCCUUUAAUUUUCAAAUGAAUCUCAUCCUAUUUUCCUCAAUUUUCUUAUUAGUAGAAUAGAUCUAGAUAGAAUACCUUUUGUCAUUAUCAAAUAAAUUAUUAUAAAUGCUGUUAAAUGUAAAAUAAAUUUUCUAUUAAACUAUUUGAACGUACUAUAACUAAUAGCUAUUUGUAUAAUGAACAAAAAUUCAUGAUUAAUCAACUAUCAAGAUACGAUAAUAGUGAGAACAUUUAUAGUAUUUUAAAUGUUGUUCUUCCAUUGAAUAUAUUGCUUGUUAGUUCCUCUAGAUUACUAUACUUGCACGCAGACAUUUAUAAUGGUCUUACUCUAAGACGUUACAAUUUAAAAAUCAAAUAUUACAGGAUUUAUUUUAUAGAUUGUCUCAUAUUGUUGCACAGAUAAAACUAAUAAGGCAAAUAAUAACUGUCAAAAAUGACGAUAUCAGAGAAUAAAUGGUUUGACAGAGACAAUAUUUGAGAAUACACGUGUAUUAUAAGACGGGCCUAAUUUCAUAUCGUAUAUAUAUAUAUAUAUAACAAACCUGCUGCAAACCUUAUAAAUUGACUGCAGCGUAUAUCGAAAUUUCUUAAUAAUAUAUAAUAGUAUUAUAUCGCGAGACCGUACCGGAAUAUCUGGUUUCAAAUACCAAGUCACAUUUACUUGACCUUGAAAAAAUAUUGGUUGUUGAUAAUAUGAUUCAUAUAGAUUUGAUGUUAAAAAUUUAACGACACGUCAUGUUAUCAUUAAAUAAUAGAAGACAUCCUUUUGUAAGAAUAUAGCAUAAGACUGAGACCAAUCUCAUUAAUUAUUUUGUUGUAUAGAGACAUUUUUUUUUAAUAGCGUUUUUAUAGUUAGAUAAUAUCUAAGACGAAAUACUUGCAUUUAAAUAGAAUUUAAUAAUUUAAAAAAAGUUUAGAUCCUAAAUAAUCAGUUUGAACAUUUUCAGGCUUUCUUUUCUUUUAUUGAUGCGAAUUUGUCGCACAUAUAUUGUGCGAAUACUUUUGUUUAUAGUUAAUUGGCUAUGGUCUAUUCAAAUCAGUGAGUGUUGCCACAUAGCUUCAAGACUCUAUUCGCUAUAGAACUUAAAUAUUAUAGCCGUAAGUCUACGAUUACGGAUCAAGCGAUAAAACUUGUAGUAAAUUAUCUAGUCAUUAUUUUUCAAACUUUUAACUUAUAUUAAUUACCUUAGUUAGGUUACCACUGGAGUCAUCGAUUUUUAAUUUUAUGUGACAAUUUAAUGUCUCUACAUUAUAUAAAAAUGUCUUUAUAGUUUCACUAUAUAGUCUUAAAACUUACUGAGUGUUUCAAGCACAAUUCGUAGCACUUCUUCGUUCUACUGCACAGCACAAAACAUUAGAUAGGUUAAUCAUUUAAAUUAAAAUUGUGAUAUCUAUGCAAUACAAGCUUAAAAGUUAUUCUUAUGUACACUCUUAUUAUAUAAAGUACGUAUUUAAUUAAAAGUCAUAUGAUGUUGUAUGGGUACGUUAAUAAAAUAUUGUUACUGUAAAAAAAUUACGUACUUCAUACAGAGAAUGUAUUAUAAAAGUGUCUCAAAAUUUAAAACAAGAUUUAUAUUUAUUCUUU